This is a messenger RNA of Mizuhopecten yessoensis (Yesso scallop), 3123 nucleotides long. RefSeq names its product cell surface glycoprotein 1-like. Lineage: Eukaryota; Metazoa; Mollusca; Bivalvia; Pectinida; Pectinidae. The transcript is spliced from 6 exons. Bases 81 to 2534 code for a protein of 817 amino acids. The record is from RefSeq and is a predicted model, not a curated record.
CUUCCCGGUACAGUGGUAUAUAAUACGCGGCCUCGUAAGGUUUCUUUAACAGAACUUAAAGCGAUACUGAACAGAAAAAAAUGAAGAAACUACUACUUAUUUCGUUAAUAAUAGGUACUGCACUUUCUCAACUGGACUACGAGAGAAAUCGAAUAGCCCUUUUGCGGAGACGUCAACAACUUGCAAAUCUUUCGGAGCGAGAAUUGAUCAAUGGUGGAUUUCUUCCAUAUGGCUCUUCUCGUGUAUCAAAAGGUUUCCGCGGAUCGGACCCUUCAUUUGACGAAUUAACCGGCAGAAGACGUCGUUUCCAGUCAAACGUAGUAUUUCAGAAUGUUGACAAACCUGUUUCAGGGCGUCGAAGCUAUCUUCAAUCACUGAGAUCCUCUCUUCGUAGAAAUGGUGGACGAACGGGCAGAGCACGAGGAUCGUUUUGGAAAACAGAUCGUCCAGUUAAUGAACAAAAUGUGAGGAGAACGUAUAUGCCAGCCAUAAAGAGGCCACGAUUCACACCCAAUAUAAAAGAUAUACUUCCAAGAAGAAUGCCUAGUUAUUCACCAACAGCACGUGGAAUUGACUCAAACUGGACUCCCAGAUUACCAUCAACUGUUUCUGGGGCUGGAAAUUUUCUUCCUUCAAAUAUGAAUGAUUUUAUCGAGAGGACGAAUCCAGUGAAUGACAGAAGUUAUGUUUCACCAAAGAAACCUUCACUCAUCGUCGAACCUAUCCCUCUGCCUUCUUUAAGAGAUCCAGAACAUAUUACUGCAAAAGAGCAAAUACCAUCUCAAACACACACACCAGAUUACGUUGCACCAAUGGAUCCAGUACUUCCUGUCCAACACAAAACAGACCCAAAUUAUGUUGUCGAUGCAGCGCUCAAUGACCCGUUCGGUCCUCUAGAUAUGUCCACUUUCCCAUUAGAUAUCAAUGAUCCAAGUUAUGUUGAUCCCAUGCUCUCUCCUGAUCCCUUUGGUCCUUUUAAUUCUCUGUUGAAUCCAAAGUUACCAACAAAUGUCAAGGAUCCAAAUUAUUCUGCCGACAAAGUACUGAAAGAUCCAUUAGGUCCUUUAGACUCCCCCAGUUUGCUAUUAGAUAUCAAUGACCCAGGUUAUGUCGAUCCUGCACAAACGGAUCCCUUGAGUCCUUUAACUAAUGGUAAGGAUCCAAAUUAUGUUGCCAACCAAGAACUGAAAGAUCCAUUAGGUCCUUUAGACUCCCCCAGUUUGCUAUUAGAUAUCAAUGACCCAGGUUAUGUCGAUCCUGCACAAACGGAUCCCUUGAGUCCUUUAACUAAUGGUAAGGAUCCAAAUUAUGUUGCCAACCAAGAACUGAAAGAUCCAUUAGGUCCUUUAGACUCCCCCAGUUUGCUAUUAGAUAUCAAUGACCCAGGUUAUGUCGAUCCUGCACAAACGGAUCCCUUGAGUCCUUUAACUAAUGGUAAGGAUCCAAAUUAUGUUGCCAACCAAGAACUGAAAGAACCUUUAGGUCCUUUAGACUCCCCCAGAUUGCCAUUAGAUAUCAAUGAACCAGGUUAUGUAGAUCCUGGAUUAUCUGGUAGCAUGGGUCCUAUAGGCGAUCCACGUUUUCCCGACACCUUACCGACCGAUACCCUCUUCGAACCUUUGUUGCCUAAAGGAGGUUUAAUGAGUGAUCCUUUAGCAUCAUUUAAAAAUGGUAAUCCUAACUACGUCCCUUCUAAUGAUCCUCAAGCGCUGUUCAACGAUAAUCAAGCCAAUGCAUUUCCUGACGCCUUUGGUCUUUUGGAUUUGCCACAAGACCCCACCAGUUCCCGUGGUCCAUUUGCACAACUUCCACCAGACAAUGUAUCGCCAACAGACGGAAGUUUACCCUCGGAUAUUCCUUCCCUACCAGGACUUCUUGACCCUGUGAACACAGACUUCGGAAGCAAUGGAGGAUCGACCGAUCUUUUAAUGAAUCCAUCAAAUUAUCAACCAGAACCCCCUCUUCCGCAUUCUCCACUAUUUGACUCAAAUCUCCCACCUGUUCCCAACAUGAAUGGUUUUAAUUUGGAUCAGUCUAUUCCCGAAAUGAAUGGUUCUCCUUUGGAUCCUUUUAUUCCCGACAUGAAUGGUUCUCCUUGGGAUCCUCCUUUUCCCGACAUGAAUGGUUCUCCUUGGGAUCCUCCUUUUCCCGACAUGGAUGGAUCUCCUGGGGAUCCUCCUAUUCCCGACAUGAAUGGUUCUCCUUUGGAUACUCCCGACAUGAAUGGUUCUCCUGUGGAUCCAUCUAUUCCGAAUCAGUUUAUGACAAGGAGUGAAAUUAACGAAGCAGCUAGGCGGGAGUAUGCUAAAUCUCCAGGCGCUUUCGAUCCCAAAUGGAAUAAUCCAAACGUAAGGAACUCUAAUCUUUAUGUCAAGGGCAAGCCAGAUAAUCAAAAAGAUGCUCGUCACGCCAGAGGAAAGACACAGUCUGGCUCCACAGCAGUGGACAAAGAUAUCGAAAAUAAGACAGCAAAGAGUAAAUGGAGUGAAGGAUACAUUUCAAAGCCUGAUGCUCUUCGGUCAUAUGAAGGCUAAAUGGACAACUCUUUGGAUGCAGUGAAGAUCGGGAGAGAGUGAGAGCGACAGAACUCAUGUUCCAGGAGGCGGGAACGAUGCAAUAUUUCUACAAAUCCAUUUAAAAGUUCAUUUAUGUAAAUUUGUACAUUUCCACUGUGAUUUUUUUUAUGAAUAUUUCUAUAUACUUAAAUUAAUAAAAAAAACACUAUAACAAUUGAUUUGUUUGGUAUGGAAAUAUAUAGUAAAUCGUUUUGAAGAAGUUAAACUGUUGGGUGUAUGUGUUUAACAAUUACACUAUAUUCUGUCUAUCAGGCGAAGACAAUUGAGAGAGAUAGGAAGUGAUGUAAUUUAAAAUCUCUUAAAAAGAUAGACUCAUGAGGAGAUUUUUUUUUCGAAAAUGACUUCGAAAUGAUGACUGAAUAUUUAUAACAGAACUACGUCACCUUUAAAGGGAUGAAACGAUAUCCCGAAUUAUUAGCAAAACUUCUUCCCAUUUAUUUCACGUUGUUAGUUGCUCAAGCCAUUUGAUGCAACCUAACGGCCAUCGAUAAGUUAAUAAACAAUUGGUGGUGUUUUUUUUAUCAAAACGACAACAAGAUACUGUAAA